AGGAGAGGGUGGGUAGAGAGACUGGAAGGGGGCAGGCUGCUCUCAUCAAAGGACCUCUCAGACUCUACAAGUUCAUGACCGAUGUGGCAGAGACCCUGAAGCCCUCAGACCCCGACAGCUACACACAGGAAGACGGAUAAACAGUCAGAGAGACAGACUAACAUACAGAAAAAAAAACUGAGUUUGAAAUGACGUGGCGUGAGCUACGUAGUAAGCAGUUCUGGCGCGCCAUUCUCGCAGAGCUGCUCGGUACCCUGGUUUUAGUGAGCGCCGUGCUGGGAGCAUCUGUGCCAGGCCCCGGAGAGGCCCCCAAGGGACCAAUGUACCCAGCUGUGGCGGUGGGUGUGACCAUUGUCGCACUGGGACACUGUUUUGGAGAAAUAAGCGGGGCACAGGUGAACCCUGCAGUGACUCUGGCUCUGUUGGCCUGUCGGAAGCUGGAAGUUGUCAGAGCCGUUGUUUACAUAGUUGCACAGUGUUUGGGGGCCUGUUUAGGAGCAGGGGCCCUCUACUUGGCCCUGCCAGUCAAAACCACUGCAGACCACUUCGUCAACAGGGUUCCUAUAGAGUUAAAUGCAGCCCAGGCUCUGGGCAUGGAGGUUUUGUGCACCUUCCAGAUGGUCUUCACUGUGUUCUCAGUAGAGGAUCAGCGGCGAAGGGAAAGCCCAGAACCAGGAAACCUGGCCAUUGGAUUGGCACACACUGCUGGAGUGCUAAUAGGGGGGCGGUUCUCUGGUGCUAGUAUGAACCCCGCACGUUCUCUGGGUCCAGCCAUCAUCACUGGAUUCUGGGAAAACCACUGGCUUUAUUUGAUAGGACCAGUGAUUGGUGCCAUACUGGCUGGAGUGUCCCAUGAGUUCUUCUUUGCACGAAGCGCCUCUCGCCAGAAGCUGGUGGCUUGUCUGACCUGUAAGGACAUAGAGAUUGUGGAGACGACCAGCAUGACGGGAUCAUCUCUGUCCACAGUCACACCGAACGCCAUGAGAGUCAAGCAAGCCAACAAACAAGAAAACAACUGAGGACACAUGCAUAAACAAACACAAUUUUACAGAUAUAUUUAUGAAGAAGCAUAGUGUAUCAGGUGCAGAUCUGGCUUGACGGCGGGAUUUAUCCUUCAUUAACUAUUACUGUUUCAAGUUCUGAAGCACUUUAUGAACAAAAUGAAGAAGUAUUAAAAU
Messenger RNA from Etheostoma cragini (Arkansas darter), 1178 nucleotides. Its product is annotated as aquaporin-4. Gene Ontology annotation, biological process: transmembrane transport. Gene Ontology annotation, cellular component: plasma membrane. The transcript has 6 exons. NCBI's taxonomy places the organism in Eukaryota, Metazoa, Chordata, Actinopteri, Perciformes, Percidae. Gene Ontology annotation, molecular function: water channel activity. Bases 189 to 1019 code for a protein of 276 amino acids. The record is from RefSeq and is a predicted model, not a curated record.